UCCUACUGCCCAUCCCCCCAUCUGCAAAUGUCCGUAUAUUUCAAACACAGAGAAGCAGAGGGACUCUCAUGAAACUUUCCUUCAAGGAACAACUUAAUAAACCAUUGCAAGGUGUUCAAAGGAAUCCUUUUUUUUAGAGUCAAUACCAUCUUCAUGGAAGGUCACAAAAAGAAAAAGGAAACCUUUACGAGGAGAUGGGUUGUUUCGAUCCCAACACUCCUGCUGAAGUCACGGUGGAGACUAGCUUCUCUCAACCCGAACAACCACCACCACCACCACAACAACAACAACCGCCGCAAAUACUUGUCGCCGGAAGCACAAGCAACAGCAAUUGCAGUGUUGAAGUAGAAGAGCUCUCUGAAUUCCAUCUCAGCCCACAAGACUGUCCUCAACCUGCUUCAACACCUCUCCAAUUCCACAUCAACCCUCCUCCUCCACCGUGUGAUCAAUUCCAUAACAAUAUGAUUCACCAAAUGGCUACACACCAUCAGCAGCAACAAUCUGAUUGGGAUCAGAAUAAUGGGUAUCAAGAUUUCGUCAAUAUGGUUCCAAACUCUGCUACAACUCCUGAUUUGCUUAGUCUCUUACACUUGCCUAGAUGCUCACUGCCUCCUCCUCCUCUUCAUCAUCAUCCUUCUUCUAUGCUUCCUAACUCAUUCUCAGACAUUAUGUCUUCUUCCUCUGCUGCUGCUGUCAUGUACGAUCCACUCUUCCAUUUGAAUUUCCCUAUGCAGCCUCGAGAUCAGAACCACCUCAGAAACGGGUCUUCUUCUUGUUUACUUGGAGUUGAAGAUCAGAUUCAGAUGGAUGCUAAUGGUGGUGUGAAUAUGAUGUAUUUUGAAGGAGGCCACAACAACAACGACAACAACGGUGAUGGGUUUGACAAUGGGGUUCUCGAGUUUAACACAACUGGUGUUGUUACUCGUAAAAGAAGAAGAUCUAAAAAGUCUAACACUUCACCUACAGAACGUGAAAGAAGAGUUCACUUCCAUGAUCGUUUCCAAGACUUAAAGAGUCUCAUUCCAAAUCCAACUAAGAGUGAUAGAGCAUCCAUCGUUGGAGAGGCUAUAGAUUACAUCAAAGAGCUGUUAAGGACAAUAGAGGAGUUUAAGAUGCUUGUGGAGAAGAAGAGAUUUGGGAGAUUCAGGAGCAAGAAGAAAGCUAGACGUGGAGAAGAUCAACAUGAAGAAGAAGAAGACACUGUGAAUUACAAGCCACAGAGUGAAGUAGACCAAUCUUGUUUCAACAAGAACAACAACUCACUGAGAUGUUCUUGGCUUAAGAGGAAAUCGAAAGUAACUGAGGUUGAUGUUCGCAUAAUCGAUGAUGAAGUCACCAUCAAGCUCGUCCAGAAGAAGAAGAUUAACUGUCUGUUGUUCACCACCAAAGUUCUUGAUCAGCUUCAGCUUGAUCUUCACCAUGUUGCAGGUGGACAGAUUGGUGAGCAUUACAGCUUCUUGUUCAACACUAAGAUUUGUGAAGGAUCAUGUGUGUAUGCAAGUGGAAUUGCAGACACAGUGAUGGAGGUUGUGGAGAAACAGUACAUGGAAGCUGUUCCAAGCAACGGUUACUAAGUUUUACCAGACACACUUGUGGGGUUAAUUGCUUUUUUCUAAUAACUUUUGUUGUACUCCCUCCCUAAUGACUGAUUCAGUUAUUAGUAGUCACUUUGGUAAUUUUCAAGUUAUCUAAGCUAGAGUUAGAGUGCUGAAGAGGCUCUUGGUCUGGAUUUUGUUUAACUCUACAAACUUCUAGCUUUAUGAGAGUUUUAAUUUUCGACCA
Messenger RNA from Camelina sativa (false flax), 1782 nucleotides. Lineage: Eukaryota; Viridiplantae; Streptophyta; Magnoliopsida; Brassicales; Brassicaceae. The record is from RefSeq and is a predicted model, not a curated record.